Manihot esculenta (cassava) is the source of this 1392-nucleotide messenger RNA. Its product is annotated as ubiquinol-cytochrome-c reductase complex assembly factor 1. NCBI's taxonomy places the organism in Eukaryota, Viridiplantae, Streptophyta, Magnoliopsida, Malpighiales, Euphorbiaceae. Gene Ontology annotation, cellular component: mitochondrion. Gene Ontology annotation, biological process: mitochondrial respiratory chain complex III assembly. The transcript has 7 exons. The record is from RefSeq and is a predicted model, not a curated record. The coding region runs from base 162 to 1034 and encodes 290 amino acids.
GCCGUUUCGCCGGUAGGAUGAAAUCGCUGCCCUCACACUCCCCUCGCAAGCUUCAAAGGGUUUAACAAGUUGGACCUGGGACUGGGACUGGGACUCGAAGCAGCAGUAGAACCAGUGCCAAAGAAGACCAACUGCUUUCUUUCAGCGCUUGAACAUUCGCUAUGUUUUCCAGAUGGAGCAGAGCUGCUUCUCAGAUGUCCAAGCUUGGGGCCCUGAGCAACAUGGUGGAGCUCAGAAAAUAUCUUUUUAUUCCCCGCCUAACCUAUGCCAAGGCUUCUGCAGCAGCUGUCCCACCUUCUCCUAAUGAUUCUACGCAUAAGGAUUUUCCUAGCAAAUCACCGGUAAAUUUGGAUAAAAUGUUUUGGUCUAAGCCCUGUUCUUUGGCUUUGGCCCCUGACUCUCCGCUCAGAAUUGAAGAGCCCAAAUAUGAAGGUAUUCAGCAUUUUAUCCUUAAGCUCUUGAUGUUUUAUAGCAAACAAAGCAAAUCUAUUAGGGGGGCAAAUGUGGUGUACCGGCGCAUCAUUGCACAAGUAGAUAAACCUGCCAUUUAUGAAGUAUUCAAUUUGGAGAAGACAUUUAAAAUGACAUUCUCAUUGCUUGUACUCCAUAUGUGGCUUUGCUUACGCCGUUUGAAACAGGAGGGAAAAGAGGGUGUUGAAUUUGGGCAAUACCUGUAUGAGAUUUACAACCAUGAUGUGGAGCUGAGAGUAUCUAAAGCAGGGGUUAACUUAUUGUUGACUAAAUGGAUGAAAGAGUUGGAGAAGAUAUUCUAUGGAAAUAUUGUUGCUUAUGAUGCUGCCAUGAUUCCAGAGGCUAAAUCUGAUGAGUUAGUGAAGGUGGUAUGGAGGAAUGUCUUUUCUGAUGAUGGGAAAUCAGAGCUAGAUGCUACUGCAGUACAGGCAGUCCAGGCAAUGGCUAGAUAUGUAUGCCAGGAAGUCCAUUGUCUUUCCUUAACAGACAAAGAAGCCAUGUUUUCUGGGAAUUUCAUGUUCACCUCCUUGGAAAACACUUCAUCUCAUGCAGCGAGGAGUUGAAAUGGGAGAAGGCUGAUACGGGCAUGCUAAGCUUAUCAUGAUAUGAGAUUCUGAGUUUAAAAGGAGAACAGGAGAUGCUCUUUUUCAUCUGAUACAGAGGAAAGAUACGUGAAAAGUGAUUAUUCUGUUAUUUUUAGUAUUAUUCUUAAAUUUUUAUUUAAAUUCGGAGUUAAAUGUGAUUGAGCAAGUAGAUAGUGAUGUGUUGUGUAAUGUGCUUUUGCCAAGAAAUUUUAGCAAGGUAUUUUGAAGCAAUCAUGCAAAAAUAAUUUAUGUAAAUUACAUGUUACUACAGUGUUCAAAUGCAUGGUGGUUUGCAUCAUUCAAAUUAGAAAAAUUAUGUACAGCAUUUCUUUAUUCU